This is a messenger RNA of Vanessa atalanta (red admiral), 1313 nucleotides long. Its product is annotated as fibroin heavy chain-like. Bases 107 to 1261 code for a protein of 384 amino acids. Gene Ontology annotation, cellular component: egg chorion. Lineage: Eukaryota; Metazoa; Arthropoda; Insecta; Lepidoptera; Nymphalidae. The record is from RefSeq and is a predicted model, not a curated record. Gene Ontology annotation, biological process: multicellular organism development; chorion-containing eggshell formation. Gene Ontology annotation, molecular function: structural constituent of egg chorion. The transcript has 6 exons.
CGUUCCAGACGAUUGCAUAAAGUAUUAUAGUUAUUGGUAUAAAAGCGCUACAAUUUCUCUAAAAUAACAUUGUAUUCACAACUGCGUUGACUACAAACCACCCAACAUGUCUACCUUCGCCUUCUUGCUCCUCUGCGUCCAAGCUUGCUUGAUUCAGAAUGUAUGCAGCCAAUACCUGCGUGGUCCUAUUGGACCCGCUGUAGGAUGCGAAGCCGGUCUUAUUAGCCCCGCUGGAUUGGGACUGGGCGUUGGUCUCGCCAGUCCCGCUGCUUUGGGCUAUGGUGUUGGUCUUGCUGCUCCUUGCGGUGUCGCUGCCUAUGGAGGUGCCGGUGUCGGUGAUGUAGCAGUCGGUGGAGAGAUGGGCGUCGCUGGUAACACUCUGGUUGCUGGUCAAGUGCCGAUCCUCGGUGGUGUUGAGUUCGGAGGUAUCGUACCAGCCGCUGGCGCUGUCUCCAUUGCCGGUAGCUGUGGUUGCGGCUGCAAUGGUAAGGGAGCCGACCGCGCGUCGAUUUCGACCAAAUUUGAUUACCAUAAAAACGGUUCUACCGCAGCUUCCGGCAAUGGAGACAGCUCCGGCAGCUGGCACGAUGCCUCCGAAUUCUACAGCACCGAGGAUUGGUACCUGACCAGCUACCAACGUGCUACCACCGACAGCCAUCUCUCCGGCGACGGCUACAUCACCAACACCAGCACCACCAAAUUUAGUAUAAAAUGUAAUAGAGCUCAUAAUGUAACCAUUCACAAUUUUCUGUUGACAUUAAACAUGUUCAAGUCUGUACUUUUGGUUUGCGCACAAGCGCUCUUCGUCCAGUCCAUCGCUGGACAAUUCAUCGGAGCUGGCUGUGGCGCUGGUCCUUACGGUUUCGCCGGUACUCUUGCCGGUGGUUGUGGCUGCGGAGUUGCCGUCCCUGCCUCUAGCGGUGGUGGUCUCGGUGUCGCUAGUGCCUCUCCUAUCUCACCAAACGGAGUAUCUGUGCUCUCAGAAAACGCUAUUGAAGGACCUCUCGCUGUAGCCGGUGCUCUGCCGUUCUUGGGAACCGUCGCUCUGGAAGGUGUUCUGCCAACUGCUGGUGCUGGUGCUGUCAACUACGGAUGCGGUAACGGAGCCGUCGCCAUUGUGGAGGAACUCGCUCCCGCUGGCCUUGCUGGCCCACUCGGCUACGGCCUUGGUCCUUAUGGUGCUAUUGACGGUAUCGGCUAUGGCAUCGGUGGCCUAGCUGGACCUUACCGUGCUGGUUGCGGUUGUGGUGCCCUCAUCUAAAAAGUUAUGCGUAUUAAGUGGACUCAAUAAAAAUUGGAUAUCUCAACAUGCA